This is a messenger RNA of Drosophila nasuta, 2771 nucleotides long. RefSeq names its product androgen-induced gene 1 protein. Lineage: Eukaryota; Metazoa; Arthropoda; Insecta; Diptera; Drosophilidae. Gene Ontology annotation, cellular component: endomembrane system; membrane. The record is from RefSeq and is a predicted model, not a curated record.
UCCAGUUUUCCAUACGCCAAGUUGUGCGCGCCAGCAAACGGUGCUGACGGAUCAAAAAAAAUCAAAAAAAAAGAAAAGAAAAAUAACAUUAACCAAAAAGGGACAACAAAAAAUACAGAAAACUACUCGUAAUAUAGAGCAAAAUUUUUGACUGUACUCGGACCAAUAAAGAAAAGACUUUUUUACUGUGACCAAGCAAGAUGACCAAAGUGGAGCUAUAUAAAUCUCGUGUCUUUGUUACAAUUAUACAUCUGUGUGCAUUGGGACAAUUUGCCUAUGGCUUGUACUACAGCAGCUUCGAGGUACAGCGCAGCUAUAAGCUCAAGACCAGCGUCAGUCGUCGCCUGGUUCCCGAAACAUUUCCCCAGAAGCUGCGACUCCUCAGCUAUUGGUCGCUGAUAAUUCAGGCGCUUUAUUACAUUGUCUCCCUCGUCAAUGAUUUUGUGGGUACAAAUGAAUUGGUGCCAAAACGUCCACCAGCAAUACGCAAGUUCAAGGACUGGCUGAUGUCUACCCUUGCAUUCCCCGUGGCCAUCAAUGUAGGCGUCACCUUCUGGACUUUAUAUGCCAUCGAUCGUGAACUUGUCUUUCCCAAAGUCUUAGACCCCGUCUUCCCCAGUUGGCUGAAUCAUGUUCUGCAUACAAAUAUUGUUGUCUUCAUUGUGCUGGAAAUGUUUACCUCAUAUCGUGCGUACCCCUCGCGCAGCAAUGGCUUGACUGGUUUGGGCAUCUUUAUGGUUAGCUAUCUGGUUUGGAUUCACAUCAUCAAGCACUAUUCUAAUGUCUGGGUCUAUCCGGUGCUGGAAGUCCUGCAGCUGCCACAGCGUAUUGUCUUCUUUGUCGCCGUGCUUGGAUUCACCUUUGCCCUUUAUUUGCUCGGCGAAUUCUUGAACAAUGUGGUGUGGGCCAAGGAGGUGAAGCUGUCGCAACGCAAGUCCAAGUAGGCUGUGUGAAUGUCUUUUAAGUCUGUAGUCAAUAGAAUUGUCUGUGUGUGCUCGGUCUGUUUAACUAGCAACUACUUAAAUCAGCAAAAGAUGUCGCUUAUAAAUAUAUAUUUUACACAACAAUCUAUUUAAAUUAUAUAGUUGAUCUAAUCCUAAAAGAAUGAAAAUUAAAAACAACAAAUUAAUAAUGAAUAGUAAUUGGCUUGAAUAGCAAUAAAUAUACAAAACUUUUGUAGCAUUUCAAUUAGAUUGCACUUGCAAUUUGUCGAACAACGUUUGGUUCUCAAUUAGAUGAGCAUAAUUAACGUUUCAAGUAUUUCAAUUGCAUAAUUCAUAUCAAUCAAAGCACAGCAACAAACACCAACAAAAACCACUGUAAUACCUGUACAUUUCGAUUUUAGAGUCAUUGCAAUUCUACAAUUAUUAUUACAAUUACAAUAAAAAUUAAAAGAAAUCUAACUUAUUAGAAACAAUCGAUUUUAACUUUUCAAAAUGGCGCCAACGGUUAUCACAAUCUAAGCUAAUCGAUUAGCAAUUCCAAUUAGCAAAAUCUUAAAGCAGCUGCAUUUGCAUAUUGUGAGUGGGAGGCUGUGGUUGGUCUGCCACACCCAUUGGUAACUUGUCUCGAAAGCUUCCAAAAUGCAACUCUGCGUUGUCAAUCAGCUGUUGGGCCAUCUUGUUGUGAUCUACGCGCCCAAGCAAAGGGAGUGAGAAGAAUAUUUAAUGAUACUUGCUGUGAAGAAAGUGCGUAUCAAAGGUAAACCAGCUGCCUCAUUACCCCUCGUGCCUCUUCCGCACCGGACAUUGUGUGUGUGUGUUUUGUUUUUAGCAGCCAAGUGUAACUUUUCAACUUCUGUGGAAAAUGAUCUAAUGCUGGCGAGUUCAACGCAUCUGCUGUUGAUGCCCCUGUUGCUUACCUGCUGUUUUACCACCGAAACGCCCUCGUUCUGGGCUAAGGCGUUGUCAUGCUACCUGCUCUAUAAGUCCAGAGGUUAUUUCCCAAACCUGUACUGACCUUUUUUGGACUAUCAUCUUUCUUCAUUGUUUUAAUAUGGUUUCGUUGAAUUAAGCUAUUUUCAGCUUAAACUGCAACUUUUGAAUAUUGUUUGUUGCUUUAGCGAAUGCUUUACUACUCCACACUGUUCUAUUUUUAUACACCUAUUCAGGGGAUAUUAUAAAAAAAUGUAUAUAACUUGUAGUUUCAUACGGGUUCACUUUGAGUUCUAGGGCAAACAAAUACAUACAUACAUACCAUAAAGGGUGAUACUUUUCCUAAAAAUAUAAUUCUGCAUAAUUUUAUAGUUUUUAAUGAAGAUAUUUGAUAAACUUUUUCCUCUAUGACAUUUUGAGUCAUUAGUUUAUAAGUUCCUCUAUGGGACAUUUAAAACCAGGUUAAGCAUAACACAUUUCCACAAUGAUUAAUUUGUUUUGCUUGAUCUUGAGAAUAAUUGAUGUUUUAAUAGUUUGCUUUCGACAAUAACAAACUUCAUUGUAUUUUAUCACCAAGACAUCAUUUAUAGUUGAGAUGAAAUUUAAUUUGUUUAUUUUGCUUGUUAGACAAAUGAAAAUAAACGCAACGGAAUUAGAACUUGUGCUGAUUUGUGAUAUAUCUGUAAUGUAAACAACAUGUAGCUAUAAUUGAGAUUUCCCUCUUGGUUCUAAAAAUACAACAUUUUAGUUGGGGAUGUUUAAAAUAGGAUUUAAAAUCGGUUUAUUAGUUACAAAAAUCUUAAUUGUAAUCAUUUUUUUAGGCACUUUUUUGUAACACAAUUCGUUUCAGUUUUCGUUUUUUGUUUGUGUGAGUUUGCCCAAUAGGGCAACUUAUUU